This is a messenger RNA of Tachysurus vachellii, 4072 nucleotides long. RefSeq names its product ADP-ribosylation factor-binding protein GGA3-like. Bases 134 to 1756 code for a protein of 540 amino acids. Gene Ontology annotation, cellular component: trans-Golgi network. Gene Ontology annotation, biological process: intracellular protein transport; vesicle-mediated transport. The record is from RefSeq and is a predicted model, not a curated record. NCBI's taxonomy places the organism in Eukaryota, Metazoa, Chordata, Actinopteri, Siluriformes, Bagridae. The transcript has 17 exons. Gene Ontology annotation, molecular function: ubiquitin binding; phosphatidylinositol binding; small GTPase binding.
AUGUUCAGCGGUUAGCGGGUCUCGAGCCAAGUCACAUGAGGCGCGCGCACAAACGGUUGUAUAUUAGUAUUUAAAUAUAUAUAUAUUAUUUUCUGCGAUUUAAUUGUAAUAAUAAAACACACACAUCUCGGACAUGGCGGAAGAGCAGAGUGUUGACUGUCUGCUUGUUUCUCUGAAUAAAGCUACAGAUCCUAUGAACCAGUCAGAGAGAUGGGACUGCAUUCAGGAGUUCUACCAACAUGUUAAUGCACAUCCUGAUGGUCCCCAGAUUGCAACACGGCUCUUGGCUCAUAAGAUCCAGUCUCCUCAGGAGAAGGAAGCUCUUCAGGCUCUCACUUUAUUAGAGGUGUGUAUGAAUAAUUGUGGGAAACGUUUUCACACUGAAGUAGUGAAGUUCAGGUUCCUGAAUGAACUCAUUAAAGUUCUCUCUCCAAAGUAUCUGGGUGUGUUGAGCCCAGAGCAGGUGAAACAGAGGGUGAUUGAGGCUAUGUACAGCUGGACUCAGUGGUUAAAGGAUGAGCCGAAGGUUCAGGAAGCAUACAUCAUGUUAAAGAAACAAGGAAUAGUGAAGAAAGACCCAAACCUUCCUGACACUGUGGGAAUACCUCCUCCUUCUCCACGACAGGGAGUGUCUGUGUUUGAUAACGAAGACAAAUCAAAGCUGUUGUCACGGUUACUGAAGAGCAGAAGUCCUGAAGACCUGCAGAUGGCUAACGCACUGAUAAAGAGCACACUGCAAGAGGAGCAGGAGAAGAUGGAGAAAGAGAGCAGGCGUGUUAGGACCCUUCAGGAAGUGGAGAAGUGCACAUCUCAACUUAAACAACUCCUGAACGAACAACAACAGCACACUCAGGAAAUGCAGGAUCUAUAUGAGCACUGUGACAGGCUGAGGUCAAACCUUUUCCGAUUUGCCAGUGACACUGUGGACAACGAUGAGGCUUUAGCUGAGAUCCUGCGCAGGAAUGAUGAGCUCACCCAUGUGAUGGUUCUGUACAGAAAGAAAACACAGAGACCCCAAACUGAGACAGAUUCGCAGGUGAGUCCUGUGAAGUCGUAUCACCUGAUUGAUUUCUCAGCGUUGGGACAUGACAGCCACGGGGACCAAGCUGAGCUGAGCACAAGUGUACUGCAGGAUGAAGAAAAGCAGAAAAUACAUGGUGCAGAUUCCAGCAGAAACACAAUCAAUGUGAAAUCCUACCUUGAUGAACUGUUACAGGUUUUUUUUUUGGAGGACACGGUAAGCGUUGCCAGGGAGACGAGUCAAAAGGAGACAUCUUACAGGAAUGAAGACUGCAUUACCCACAAUGCAUCAGUAUUAGCAGCAGUGGAUCCAGAACUAAGGUCCAGAUCAGCUUCCAGUGACAAUCAGCCAACUGCAUCAGCUGGUCUUCCUAAACCCCACCAUGCUUCAUCCCUCGCUGACAUCUCUGUCUCUCUGGACUCUAUUAAGCCCAGUCACAUUAAACCUAUAACAGUGUUUAAUCAUCAUGGACUUCAUGUCUCUCUACACUUCACUAAAGAAGUUCUUCCGUCUCACCCUGAUGUUGCCGUCAUCAUCGUCUCUGCGGUUAACACCUCACCACUUCCUGUUUAUGACUUCCUCUUCCUGGCUGCUGUCCCCAAAAAUAUGUGUGUGAGGCUGCAGGCAGCUACAGGAGGAACAUUGUCUCCAUACAGCCCUCUGAUGCCCCCUGCUGCCCUCUCUCAGAUACUGCUACUCUACAACCCACUCAGAGUAUGUCACAAUGAUCUCUAGUGAUUCUGGGGUCAGAAAGAAGCCGGUGCGUCUGCGGUUCAGAGUGACUCUAACUCUCGGACAGGAGCAGCUGCAGCAGGAUGGAGAAAUUGAUCAGUUCCCUCAGUGGAACUCUUGGAUUCACCUUUGACCUCAAACCUCUGGACACAUUUUAUUUGUAUAGUGUUUUUAACCGUGGAUAUUUCACACAGCAUCUUUAUAAAUCAUAAUAAACACAAAGUGGGAUUAUAAAUCAUUAUAAACACUGAGAGUGGGAUUAUAAAUCAUUAUAAACACUGAGAGUGGGAUUAUAAAUCAUUAUAAACACAGAGUGGGAUUAUAAAUCAUUAUAAACACUGAGUGUGGGGUUAUAAAUCAUUAUAAACACUGAGUGUGGGAUUAUAAAUCAUUAUAAACACUGACAGUGGGAUUAUAAAUCAUUAUAAACACUGACAGUGGGAUUAUAAAUCAUUAUAAACACACAGUGGGAUUAUAAAUCAUUAUAAACACUAAAGAGUGGGAUUAUAAAUCAUUAUAAACACAGAGAGUGGGAUUAUAAAUCAUUAUAAACACUGACAGUGGGAUUAUAAAUCAUUAUAAACACUGACAGUGGGAUUAUAAAUCAUUAUAAACACUGACAGUGGGAUUAUAAAUCAUUAUAAACACAGAGUGGGAUUAUAAAUCAUUAUAAACACUAAGAGUGGGUUUAUAAAUCAUUAUAAAUACUGAGUGGGAUUAUAAAUCAUAAACACUGAGUGGGAUUAUAAAUCAUAAAAACUAAGAGUGGGAUUAUAAAUCAUUAUAAACACUGACAGUGGGAUUAUAAAUCAUUGACAGUGGGAUUAUAAAUCAUUAUAAACACUGACAGUGGGAUUAUAAAUCAUUAUAAACACAGAGUGGGAUUAUAAAUCAUUAUAAACACUAAGAGUGGGUUUAUAAAUCAUUAUAAAUACUGAGUGGGAUUAUAAAUCAUUAUAAACACUAAGAGUGGGUUUAUAAAUCAUUAUAAAUACUGAGUGGGAUUAUAAAUCAUUAUAAACACUGAGUGGGAUUAUAAAUCAUAAAAACUAAGAGUGGGAUUAUAAAUCAUUAUAAACACUGACAGUGGGAUUAUAAAUCAUUAUAAAAACUAAGAGUGGGAUUAUAAAUCAUUAUAAAAACUAAGAGUGGGAUUAUAAAUCAUUAUAAACACUGAGAGUGAGAUUAUAAAUCAUUAUAAACACUGAGAGUGGGAUUAUAAAUCAUUAUAAACACUGACAGUGGGAUUAUAAAUCAUUAUAAAAACUAAGAGUGGGAUUAUAAAUCAUUAUAAACACUGAGAGUGGGAUUAUAAAUCAUUAUAAACACUGACAGUGGAAUUAUAAAUCAUGAUAAACACUGAGAGUGGGAUUAUAAAUCAUUAUAAACACUGGGAUUAUAAAUCAUAAACAUUGAGAGUUGGAUUAUAAAUCAUAAACACAAAGUGGGAUUAUAAAUCAUAAACAUUGAGAGUUGGAUUAUAAAUCAUAAACAGAGUGGGAUUAUAAAUCAUUAUAAAAACUAAGAGUGGGAUUAUAAAUCAUUAUAAACACUGACAGUGGGAUUAUAAAUCAUUAUAAACACUGACAGUGGGAUUAUAAAUCAUUAUAAACACUGACAGUGGGAUUAUAAAUCAUUAUAAACACUGAGAGUGGGAUUAUAAAUCAUUAUAAACACUGAGUGGGAUUAUAAAUCAUAAACAUUGAGAGUUGGAUUAUAAAUCAUAAACACGGAGUGGGAUUAUAAAUCAUAAACAUUGAGAGUUGGAUUAUAAAUCAUAAACACAGAGUGGGAUUAUAAAUCAUUAUAAACACUGAGGGUGGGAUUAUAAAUCAUUAUAGACACUGACAGUGGGAUUAUAAAUCCUAAACACUGAGAUUGGGAUUAUAAAUCAUUAUAAACACUGACAGUGGGAUUAUAAAUCAUUAUAAACACAGAGUGGGAUUAUAAAUCAUUAUAAACACUGACAGUGGGAUUAUAAAUCAUUAUAAACACUGACAGUGGGAUUAUAAAUCAUUAUAAACACUGACAGUGGGAUUAUAAAUCAUUAUAAACACUGACAGUGGGAUUAUAAAUCAUUAUAAAUGCUGAAAGUGUUUAAGUGAUACUAAGAGAUAAGAGAGUAAGCGAUAAGUUAUUUGAGUCAUUGCCGAGACGUAUGGAUGCAGUCCUCCAAGCUCUUGGGAGUCAAACACAAUAUUAUUUUUUUCCACUGCACCAUGACUUUAUGUUCUAUACUGUACAUUAUAAAAUCUUCUGUUAGUCUUUUGUCUAAGCAAAGUCUGACCUUUCUGUCCUAAUUAAAUAAUUAAAAAACAA